Spirodela intermedia is the source of this 4301-nucleotide messenger RNA. Lineage: Eukaryota; Viridiplantae; Streptophyta; Magnoliopsida; Alismatales; Araceae. The record is from the annotation of a GenBank genome assembly.
AUGGAGCCCUCCGGCUCGAAUGGGGCUGACAUCUUCACGAUAUAUGGGAGAUACUGCGGUAAGAGAUCCGGGCGGUCCUCUCUUUUGAGUCUUAUCCUCUUUUAUCUUCAAAUAUUUUACCAUUAUUAUCCGUCUUCGGCGAAAUUUUCGUCCACUAUUGUGAAUUUCUCCUCGGUUCGUGUUGGACCGUUCGUUUUGGUUUGCUCUAUCGAUUUUUCUCCGCUACACUCUGUUCAAUCGGUUUUUAAUUUUUAAUUUUCUCCAAGUUUUUUUGCGGAGCUGCUACCCAUUUAAUGAACACGGUUGCAUUUUGGAUCGCAGAUGUCAUGUCGCGAAAUGACCAUCGUACUUCAAAGGAAGCUCUAUCCUUUCUGGCGCAGUUUCUGGAGUCAGGAGCCCGUUUCGGGUAUGGUAUACUUGAUGGAUUUUAUCUGUUCUAAGCACCGGAACCUGAAUCUAAUGAUUCUGUCCAUGAUUACUUUUACCGGUUGCUUGAUAGGAUCUUUUCCAUUAUCCCCACUUUUCUUUCGACACAACCAGAAAAAUAAUCCCGAAAUAGGGUCGUUCUCUGAGCACUAGUAGCAAUAAACGAAGAGCCCUCCAUGCCGAUUCAACUGGGAUCGUUAGAACAUGCUGCGGUUUCCAUUUGGAACUUCGGAAUGAAGGCCUAUUUCAAGAUAUUUAUUGCUGCGGCGCUGUGACUCAUGUUCCUCUCAUUCUCUCUGUGUUCAUCGCAAACGUCUUAACGGCUUAAAAUCUGGAUUGAGUUUUUUCUCUGAUGGUGAUACCGCACAUACAAUUUUAUAAACUGCUUUUGCCUUAAAUUAAGAUGCAUUGGAAAAAAAAUUCUUGCUUUUUCGAUAAUUUCAGCUCUAAAUGAUGCAAGUUGUGGGAUCAUUCGGGUGGGUAAUGCUCAUCAGAUAAUGACUUGCUCAUCUUGCACUAGAUUGUGUGCUUGUACGCUUUGUUUUCUCACUUUAUUACGAAGUCCUUGAAAAUCUUUCUAUGUUGGCAGUGAUAAGCUUUUUGAGGAUCUGCUGAAUCUCAUGUCACAUCUCAACUUGUCUGUAAGUGGCUGUUCUUUGGGGUCAGCGGGUGCACAACAGUUUACGUUCGGUUCUCUUCAGUCACAUGAAGUAACAUACUUAUUUGCUCCUAUGACCUGACAUAAUUUUCCUUUUGUUCAACAUUUUUCUAGGUGGACUCGCAUCAGUUUACGUGCUUCUAUGACUUUGUGUUCUUCCUCUGUCGCGAAAAUGGGCAGAAAAGCAUCAGUACGACCUUUCCAGGCUCCUUAUGCCAGCGUGCCAUAAUUCUAUGCUCAUUUAUUUUGGUUUCGUUUGUUUCAGUUGUCUUAAUAUAAUUUAUUUUUUUUGAAUAAAUGUUCAGCCGUAAACAGGGCAAUAAUUGCAUGGAGAUUGGUUCUGACAGGAAGAUUUCGAUUGAUAAAUCAUUGGUGUGAUUUUGUCGAGGUACUGAUAUUCCAAUUCUGAUAUAUUUUCAUAAAAGAUAUCAAUUCUGUUCUAGACAUUAUCAUUCUGUUCAGUCGCAUUUUCUCCAACUGGCUUGUUGCUUAUUUAUUUAUUUAUUAAACUUGUAGUGAUGUUGGACCUCAUAUUUCAAUAUCUAUGGGUGACUUCCUCAUGCCUGUGCGUUGGUCCACCACAUGGACCAUUAUUUCUCUGAAGCUUGUACUCAUGGAAAUAUUUUCCUUCAUCUCACGAAUAGGCUUUAAUUUUGCUUCUCAUUCUCUUUCAACCAUUUCUGGAAUUAUUUAGCAUACCAGGUCCUGCGAGUUGCCUUUGAGUUAUCAACAUCUUAGUCCGUUGACUUUUCUCACUUUCUCUAUAAUUUCCACGCACGAAAUUUAUGACCUUCGACAUCUUGCUGACUAGAUGACUUAACUGCGCUGGAGGCGAAGAAAAAGAUUCUCUUCAGACGGCAUAACCCUCGUUUCUAUCAUAAAUUUGUGAUUAUUCGUGUGAACUAUGACAUGAACUGUAGUGAUUUAUAUUCCCACCGGAAGACUACAUCGUUCAUCUGACUGUUUCAGAGUAUCCUGUCUCGGAUGCAUUUUAUGCUGUUAGAUGCUAUUUUUUAACUGUCCGAAUUUUACUCCCCAUGCUUCUUUAUAUUCAUUUUUUUUUCUUUGAUUGAUACCCCACUUUGAUCAUCUGUUUAUCACGAUUUUCCUAAGAGAUUUUUUUUUUCCAACUGCACGCAGAAACACCAACGUCAUAAUAUAUCGCUGGACACUUGGCAGCAACUGCUGGGCUUUAGCAGAUGCGUAAAUGAAGAUCUCGAAGGAUACGAUCCGAAAGGUACUCUGUCUUUCUUGUGCUGUGGGUAUUAUGAUCCACCACUGGGCCAUAAAUCUCUCACACUCCAGUUGAGAUUUCUCAGAGUCCUAGAAGAGGGUUCAAAUUUUGUAUAGAUCCACACUGUGCACUUAUUUCCACUUUUAUGAUGCCCAUAGAAUCUAAUUGAAAACUUCUUGGGCAUUCCAUGUAAGAUAAAUGAAAAAUUACCGAUUGGAAAUUUCAACACAAAUCCGAACAGCUUUUCUUCAGCUUUUAAACCUUUUCUAUAUACCGCUUUCCAUCACCUUUGGAAUUUCAUUUUCCGGUGCUUGCCUUCAUAUUGAGCGUUUUUUUUUUUUUUUUUCCGAAAAUAAAUCUCAAUCCGAGUGAUCAUAAAGAAAAACGUCAGAUGAUUUGUUUCAUAUGUUCCUGUAAAUCAUGGUUGUCUGAACAGGCAUCGCAUUGUUGACCAUCAUGUAAUUUUGAAAUUGUACUUUCCAACAAAGCUGGUAAUUUUGAUCAUCGUUACAUGGGUGAUCUGACUCCAAAAAAACCAUAUGCAAGAUGGAGGGUGGGGAUAUGAUUCCGGGGGAAUAGUACCACCCAAAUUGAGGACGAUGACGUUUUGAUUUUUUGAUGUUCAUACACGUUGGUUGUUCUCUCGAGUCAAUUUCAAAAAUGUAUCCCUUUUAAUGGGAAUGGGCAGGUUGCAUACUUGCGAUGAUGACAUUGGGACUUUUUGUCAUGUUCUAAGCUUCAGCUAGCUUCUUUCGCUCAAGUUCUAGAUUAUGUGGGCUAUGUAUGCUCUGAGUGAAUCUGAUAGAUGGGACAACUCCUUUGAUUUCUCGUGCAGGUGCUUGGCCUGUUCUUAUUGACGAUUUUGUGGAGCAUAUGUACAGGUGAUUUAUUGUUUUCUGCUUUUCUUAGACUAUGCUCUCGAUGCAGCACUGUUUAGAGUAUCCUCUCCAUCCUUUCUGGGUUACCAGCAUGCUUUGGAUUGGUCCCGAGCAUACUUUGCAUUGCUGGCCAGUAUCUCUGACCUAGAAGCAAAACCUCGCUCAUCAGCCACUUUGGUUAAUGGUUCUGUGGAUUAUUAUUAUUAUUAUUAUUAUUAUUAUUAUUAUUAUUAUUAUUAUUAUUAUUUUCAUUGAGAAUGACUUGCGUGGUCUGAGUCUCAGUUAUAUAGUAGCCUUUGUUGGAAUCCAGUGGACAAAUGUAGUGUUUGACCGGCUUUUUGAUGAUCUUGUGAUAAAAGCUUCUCCGGAAACUUGGCUCUUCUGCGUUGACCAAUUUUCUCUGUAUGCAGCAGCUCUUUGGCUUCGGUCUGAUGAUUUCUUGUUGUUCCUCUCGAUCAGUCAGUCGGACGACUCUGUUUCUAGCUGCUGCGUGUAUUGGGUGGGGACUGACGCCGUCGUCCUUCCUCUCUGGUCUCAAUCACUCUGCAGGAUCAAUAAAGGGGGCAGCUGCUGCGCCAGGGAUCCCGGCUGCCACUGUGGCGCCAUGGAAGAGCAGCUGAACAUCUCCAGCUCCUUCAGUGGUAAGUCCACCCCAUCCGACCCUUCUCUCUCCGACCUGGUUCGGACCCACACGUGGGAACAUCCCCAGAUGGGUUGACUUUUGCCUCAGGGCACGUGCUUCGUCUGGAUUCAUCAUCUCUCGUGUCCUCCCUCAGGGUUGAAGCUGCUUCCUGGAUCGAAGAGGAAGUACGUGGGAGACUUUUUGGAUCAUCGAACUCAUCAGGGAGGGGCCCCCAGCUGGGAGAAGAUAAGCCCGAAGCCGUCGAGUAACCCCAAGCGGACUCGACAGAGCGCCGCCCUCGUCGCUGAACAGCUGGCCUGCGCGGAUUACGGCGGCGCCGACGCGAAUAAAGACGACGCCUUUGGCGGCCUCGCCAACUCGACCUGCGCGGUGGAGGACAACCUCUCUAAAACCUUCGAAGGGCACCUCUCUAUGGGCUGCUGCUUCCAGUUCGGCCCGACGAGCGGAGUCUCCUUCAUAUGA